Messenger RNA from Orbicella faveolata, 1166 nucleotides. Its product is annotated as calbindin-32-like. Gene Ontology annotation, molecular function: calcium ion binding. The record is from RefSeq and is a predicted model, not a curated record. NCBI's taxonomy places the organism in Eukaryota, Metazoa, Cnidaria, Anthozoa, Scleractinia, Merulinidae. Gene Ontology annotation, biological process: regulation of cytosolic calcium ion concentration. Gene Ontology annotation, cellular component: cytosol; nucleus; synapse.
CUCGUAGAUAAUAAUAAAGGCCGGUCCUCAUUCAAGCGAAUGUUAUUUUGAUCUUGCGGGCAACGAACAUGGCAGGCACUAAAGGUUGUAUGCUUGAAUUUAACGCCGAUACGAAACUUACGUCAGAAGAAUUCGUCAAAGUCUUCAAGGAAUUUGAUAAAGACGGCAAUGGCUACAUCGAGGCGGACGAACUCGACCAAUUUCUACAAACGCUCCUGCAGGAAACAGGCAACGAGAAACCUUCUCCAGAUGAAAUGGCGAAGUUCAAGGAAUAUAUUCUCGAACAAUAUGAUGACAACUGCGAUGGUAAAAUUAGUAUGACAGAGCUCGAGAAUAUUCUUCCUACAGAGGAAAACUACUUGAAUCAGUUCCGAGAAGAGUUCGAGGCUGAAAAAUUGGACAGUAUUCAAUUUAUCAAGAUUUGGAAUCACUACGACAGUGACAGAAGUGGUUACCUUGAAGGAGAGGAGAUAGAAGCGUUUCUCAAAGACAUGCUGGAACAACAAGGCAGUUCCCCUAGUCCGCAGCGAAUUUCCGACUACAAAGAUUUUAUAAUGGACCGCUAUGAUGAGAACAAAGAUGGGAAAAUAGGAUUGAAAGAACUCUCUCGGAUCCUGCCUGAAAAAGAUAACUUCUUUGCAAAGUUCCAGGGAAAGCCGGCCUUGUCAAGGGAAGAUUUCGAUGCAGUUUUCGACUAUUACGAUACGGACAAGAGUGGCGAGAUUGAAGGCAGUGAGUUGCUGGUUCUCUUGCGUGACGUCAUGAUCAAGAUGGGACUGGAACCCGACGAUAGUCAAGAGCUUGAAAAGAUGAGGGAUGUCGUUCUUGGUGUCAGUGAUAAGGAUAACGACGGAAAGCUCUCCAGGGACGAGCUGGCGAUGUUGCUGUCCGAUAUGAAUGAAUCUUAGCAACAACAGCCGAGCAUGACACAACUGAACUAGUUAUAGUUUGCACUGAUAUCGUAUUAAUAUAGGAAUAUGUGGCAUGACAAUUGAGCUAGGGAUAUAAAGAAAGUAAGCACCUUUGGCAUGAGUACAAUGGCUUGGAUAUUUCUAAGGAAUUUUUCACAUUUAUAAAAGUCAGCAAAGUUUCGAUGUUAACUGAAACAUGGGUUGGUGUCUGCUAUUGGAGAUUGAAUUCUGAUUACUCAAUGCAAUAGUCUUUUU